AUGGAACGUCUGCUGAUGCUUUGCGAUGCCGCGCGGGAAGGUGGCCAAACAGUAGAGCCCUUAAUCGCCCUCAGCAUUUGCACCAUUACCAAGAAAGUUGAGCCAGCGGGACGCAGCUUUUUGGACAAAUAUGAGAAGCGCACACCCUCAAAGCAUCGGCGCAAGCAGGACACAAGCCCCACCCCUCCCCCAGAAGAAGAUGAGGAGUACAAUGAGCGUACGGAGAAGUGGAGGGCUAAAAGCAAGAAUAAGAGUCCAGGGGGCGGUGGCGGAGGCAGCAGCUCAUCGUGGGCCUCGGGCACCCAUUUGAAACGAAUCCUGGCCUACGACCAGACUCUUUACCAGAUUUUAGGUGUUGAAGAUGGGGCUAGUUUAGACGAAAUAAAGAAGCAGUAUCGCAAGAAGGUUCUCGAGUACCAUCCGGAUAAGGCAAAAAGCGCGGCCACGAGCCCCUCAGGGGAGACUACUACGGCGACACCGACCUCUGCAGCUGCAGAGGGACUUCCUUCCUCAGAGCAUGAAGCUUUCCUAAAAAUCCAGGAGGCAUAUGAGGCACUUAGCGACAGUAAUUUUAGGAAGCAAUACGACUCUUCACUACCGUUUGAUGAGAGCAUACCAGAUGCAGCUGAAUGCGAGGAUGGUGCAAAAUUCUAUGAAACCUUUCGAGCAGCUUUCCACCGCAACGCUAGAUGGUCGAUUAGGAGGCCUGUGCCCUCUUUGGGCAAUGACUCGACACCGAUGAGAGAAGUUGAAAGAUUUUACGACUUUUGGUUUGAGUUUCAGUCCUGGCGGGACUUUGGCGUUCACGAUGCUCACGACCUGAACGAUGCUGAAUGCAGGGAAGAGCGCAGGUGGAUGGAACGGGAAAAUGCGAAGAUUAGGAAAAAGUACAUCAAGAAUGAGAGAGCGCGCAUCCAGAAACUUGUCGAAACGGCAUACUCAGUGGACCCGAGGAUUCAGCGGCAGAAGAAAGAACAGCAAAAAAAGAAGGAAGAGGAGAGGGCAGCCAAGCAGCGCGCAAUCGAGGAAGAAAAGCGGGCGGCGGAGGAGCGGAAAAAACGCGAGGAAGAGGACGCCCAGCGACGCGAAGAAGAAGCCAGGAACUUGCAGAAGCAGCAGCAACAGGAGCGGCAGAGCCUCAAGAAGUGGAGACAGAAGUUUCGCUGGUUUUUCCGCAAUCUCGGAGAUGUUGAGGAUCUUACAGAACAACUUAGCACCUCUCAAGUUCAGGAUCUGAGCAUGGAGUUGGGCAAAGAGGACUUAGUAAUCUUCUUCCAAAGAGUCCAUGAUCUCCUGCAGCUCGAAGGGCCAGUGCAAGAUGAGGCGGGGGAACCGUGCAGUCCUGCAGAAAUUUCGCCUUCCAAGGAGCAGCGCAAAUUGAUCUUCGGUUUUUAUAUAGAAAAAUGGAGGGCGUUCCAAGAUGCCAAACGCAAUAAGGAGAAGGCGGCAGAGGAAGAGAUGCGACGUGUGCAGGAAGAAAGACGGAGACAAGAGAUAGAGCGCAAGAAGGCUCAGCAAGCCUCUUGGACAGUUGAAGAGCUUUCGUUACUGGCCAAGGCGUUGCAGAAAUUUCCAGGUGGAACAGCACGGCGUUGGCACCAAGUAGCUACCUACAUUGGAACGAAAACUCAAGAUGAGGUUGUUCAGAAGGCAAGAGAAAUGUCCGUUAGCGCCAAUUUGAAGACUAUGGGCUCUAAAAUUAGCCAAGAAGUUCUGGAGCAAAGCAAACACCAGCAUGCGCCGGCUUCAAGUUCAGCAGCGAGAAACGGAACGCAAGCGGAAGCAGAGCCUGGCCAUGCGGCCAGCGCUGGUGGUGAUUCGGUAUGGACUCAGGAGCAGCAGUCUGCUCUUGAAAGGGCACUUGCGAAGCACCCAUCAAGCAUGCCCGCUGUCGAACGUUGGACAGCCAUCGCCAACGAUGUACCAGGAAAGACCCGAAAGGAAUGCGUUGAGCGUUUUAAGCAGGUUCGAGCCGCAAUUCUGGCAAGCAAAUCAACAUGA
This is a messenger RNA of Eimeria necatrix, 2001 nucleotides long. RefSeq names its product DnaJ domain-containing protein, putative. The record is from RefSeq and is a predicted model, not a curated record. Bases 1 to 2001 code for a protein of 666 amino acids. Lineage: Eukaryota; Apicomplexa; Conoidasida; Eucoccidiorida; Eimeriidae. The transcript is spliced from 15 exons. Gene Ontology annotation, biological process: 'de novo' cotranslational protein folding; regulation of translational fidelity. Gene Ontology annotation, molecular function: Hsp70 protein binding; ribosome binding. Gene Ontology annotation, cellular component: cytosol.